Molecule: messenger RNA, 761 nt
Organism: Oryctolagus cuniculus (rabbit)
Lineage: Eukaryota; Metazoa; Chordata; Mammalia; Lagomorpha; Leporidae
Source: RefSeq, a predicted model, not a curated record
CUACCAGCCAAGAAGAGACGCAAAGUGCUUGAAGCCAGGAUGCCAUAUGCACUCCCUGUCCAAGGUCCCCCAGGUGUAAGCCUGCAGAAUGCCCAGGAGUGGUCUCCCAACGCUGCCCAGGCAUCUGUGCUGGGCGGAGCUGUCUACUCCACUCCACCCACAUGGGAGGUUCCCAGCCCGCUCUAUGGCUCCUGGGAUUCUGGGGUUCGAGGUGCUCAAGAGGCACCGAGCUAUGCUCUGGAGAAUCAAGGGAACGUAGGAGGUGGAUCUUUUCCCCGUGGCGUUCCAGGAGCAAGGUUUAUUCAUUCUUUUUCAUCUGCACCGUAUUUUGGGAGUUCCAGGUCAGAGAUGAGGGUCAUGCAGCCUGAUUGGCCUUCCCUGCUACCCGGUGUCCCCAGUGCUCAGGGAGCGAUGCAACAGCUGCAGGAGCAGAAGAGCUCUCUUCGUUACCCACCAUGUGAAGAGUGGCAGCAGAAUGGCUGGGGAACGCACCCUCAGCAGCCCCAGCAGCCUCCGGAUUACUGGCAGGAGCUGCCCUCCCAGGACCAGUUUCCAAUGCAGCAGAAUCACAACAGCGCAGAGAACGGGGUGCCUUUUCCUCUGUCCCAGCAGCAGCCUGGAGAUCGUGAAGGUGAUGGAGAGCUCAUGUUCUUGCAGGUGUUGAGCACAGCUCUGCGGGUACUCAGUUCUCCAACAGAACCUCACGAGCAAGAUACGCAGCAAGGUGGUGCCCGAGAUGCCCAGUUCUGAAAUCCAGGACA